Messenger RNA from Oldenlandia corymbosa var. corymbosa, 2836 nucleotides. The record is from the annotation of a GenBank genome assembly. Lineage: Eukaryota; Viridiplantae; Streptophyta; Magnoliopsida; Gentianales; Rubiaceae.
AUAAUAUUUAAAUCCCCGAGGCUGUGGAGAGAGGGAAAGCCCGAAAAAGAGGGGCGGAAAACCAAAAAAGCCAAUCCUUUUUCAUCAGAUCAAAAUCACUCCCCAUUUUUCAACGCAAUCAACUCAAAUCAAUUCCACCCAACCACUCUCCCCUAAAAACCCAUCAGUUUUCUCACUAGUUGGAGUGGAAAAAAGAACUUUUUGUUCAGUUUUCCGAUCAAAACACAGUCACACAGUAGGAGUAGCGUGGUGCGAUGGACCUACCCUGCGACGGAGAUGGGUUGUGCAUGUCUUGCAAGGAGAAGCCGCCGGCGGAGGACACUCUGACUUGCAAGAUUUGCGUGACGCCGUGGCACGUCACUUGCUUGUCCCAGAAACGCCGGCCGAAGACCAUGUCCGAUGUUGCUCAAUGGGACUGUCCUGAUUGCGUCGUCGAUGAUGUUGCCGGCGCCGGCGGCGGGGAUGCCUCUGUAUCCGCCGUGGCUGCGGCUGCUGCUUCUGGGUCUCAACAGUCUGAAUUGCUAGCGGCGAUUCGUAGGAUUGAGAAUGACGAUUCCCUUUCCGCAGAUGAGAAGGCUCGGCGAAGACAGCAGCUUGUUGACGGACGGGCUGCCGGAGGUAAAUCGGAAGAUAACGUGGAAGAGAAGGAUUGUAGCAGAAAGAAUGAUGUGCUUGAUCUUCUUGAUAAGAAGCUUUACUGCUCCAUUUGCAUGCUCCUUCCCGAUAGGCCUGUCACGACUCCAUGCGGUCACAAUUUUUGCUUGAAGUGCUUUCAAAAAUGGGUUGCUCAAGGGAAGAACACAUGUGCCAACUGUCGCAAUUUGAUUCCAUCCAAGAUGGCAAAAGAACCCAGAAUUAAUUCUGCACUAGUCUUUGCCAUCAGAACUGCCAAGAUGAUGAAUUCAAAUGCAUCAGGGGGUCCUCCCAAGCCGGUCCAUUUUAUUCACAACCAAAAUCGACCAGACAAGGCAUUUGUCACUGAACGUGCAAAGAAAUCAGGAAAGGCAAAUGCUUGUAGUGGAAAGAUUUUUGUUACGAUUCCUCAUGACCAUUUUGGACCUAUCCUGCCUGAAAAUGAUCCUCAAAGAAAUCUAGGUGUAAUGGUUGGGGAGACUUGGGAGGAUAGGAUGGAAUGUAGGCAGUGGGGUGCACAUUUUCCUCAUGUUGCUGGGAUUGCCGGACAGUCAGAUUAUGGUGCUCAGUCUGUUGCAUUAUCUGGAGGCUAUGAAGAUGAUGAAGACCAUGGUGAAUGGUUCCUCUACACAGGAAGUGGAGGGAGAGACCUCAGUGGCAACAAAAGGACAAAUAAGUUACAGUCUUUUGACCAGAAAUUCGAUAAGAUGAAUGAAGCCUUGCGAGUCAGUUGUCUCAGAGGGUAUCCGGUUCGAGUUGUGAGAUCCCACAAGGAGAAACGAUCCUCUUAUGCACCUGAGAAAGGAGUUAGAUAUGAUGGGGUGUACAGGAUUGAGAAAUGUUGGCGCAAAGGUGGUAAGCAAGGCUUUAAGAUGUGUCGAUAUUUAUUUGUUCGUUGUGAUAAUGAUCCUGCUCCAUGGACAAGUGAUACUCAAGGGGAUCGGCCAAGACCUCUGCCUGCCAUUCCAGAGUUGAAGGAAGCUAGUGAUAUCACGACAAGAAAGGGAUCUCCCUCCUGGGAUUAUGAUGAGGAAAAAGGUUGCUGGAUGUGGAAGAAGGCACCACCAGAGAGUCGAAUCCAUGUGGAUGAGUGUGAUGAUGAGGGUACUAAGAUUAGGAAAGUAAGGCAUAAGAAGAAUUUGUCUGUUAAGGAAAAGCUUCUGAAAGAAUUUGGUUGUCUGAUUUGCCGCAAAGUGAUGGUGUCUCCUGUUUCUACCCCAUGCGGGCAUAACUUUUGCAAGGGAUGCUUGCAAGGUGCCUUUGAAGGUCAAUCAUCUGUAAGGGAGAGGAAUUGUGAAGGCAGAAGGACCUUGAGGGCCCAAAAGAAUAUCAUGAAAUGCCCUCAUUGUAAAAAUGACAUAUCUGACUUCCUUCAGGAUCCACAGGUAAACAGGGAGUUAAUGAAUGUGAUAGAAUCUCUUCAACGUAAGAUUGAGGAAGAAAAUGCGGAGUCUGCUGAAGGAGCUGAUGACUCUGCCAAAGGGCCUAAAGAAGAGUCAUCUGACAAAGCUAAUGUAACUGAUUCAAAGCCAGAAUUAGAUGAAGAUGCCUCUGAAGAUGAUGAAGAGGCUUCUGAAGAUGAAGAGGUGUCUGAAGACACUGACAAAGAGAAUGUUGACAUGAACUCUGGAGUUAUAGAGGUCAAAGAUAAGACUGAAGCGAUCCUGCCGUCUUUGGAUAGUGGCAAGACUACAGAUAUGACCAAGCCUAAAAUGUCCAUCCCUGAUGAAGUUAAAACUGCUUCUGUUGUAGAUGAAGGAAAGCAAAAAACUUCCAAGCGUAAGACUGCAGCUGACAGUGUCUUAACAACUAAUGUAGAUGGUGCAGUGAGGACCAGAAGCAAAAAAGCUAAGGGAGGUGCAGGAUUGUGAUAAUUGUGCCUGAUUACUUUUUAUGCAGGGGUUAUGCAUUGUUGGAGUAGUUUAUUUUGGCACUUAAAAAUUACUCUGGAUCAACUUUUGUGGCCAGUGUUAUCAGCUUUAUUGUAGUCUGGUUGAACUUGACACUGGUCUGUUGAUAACCUUGUUGGAGCAAGGAUACUUUUUGCACAGAGCACAGGAUUUCAAUGUUCUUUUUGCUCUGGUGUUUAUUUUUACCGGGAUUUGCUGUAAUAUACUGGUAAAUUGUCCAAAAAAUGACAAUGCAGCACUGCUAAUUGUUCAGCUAUAGUUCCUUUUUUUCUUUCCGCUUUUCUCUUGCCGUG